AUUAAUACGAGGUUGCUCCUCGAUGAUCUUUUCUAUGAAUAGAAUGUGGCAUCUACGUUUGAAGAUUACCCAUAUUUCAAGAAUGUGUAAGACAUAUCAUCGUAAGAGUAUCACUUUCUAGCUACUUUGCCCUUUUUCAAAUUCUGCUCCCGCGUCUGAGCCUUUCUUUUAAGCCCCUUAUGCGGCUUCUCUCCCAUAUCCUCAUCUCCCUCUUCCUCUUCCUCCAAAUCGACGGCCCCCAUUCCUCCCUUCUUCUUCAAUUUCGCGGCCGUCUGCCUCUCUCUCUGCUUGUCCGCCUUCCUUGUUUUCUUGUCCAACAUCACCUUGACUAUCCGUGCCGCAAUCUCCUUCUGCGCCGCACCCAUCCCUUCCUUUUUCACUUCCUCCCAAUCCUCCUCGUUCAUCUCUCCCACCAACACCCCCUCACACCACACCCCCUCACACCACACCCCCUCACACCACCAAGAUUACUUUGCCCCGUAGGGCGCUUCGUAGCCGGAGCUAAAGGGCGGGGGCUGAAACCCUUCGGAGGAGGAGAGGGAGAGGAGAAGUUGGAGAGUUGGAGAGUUGGGAGAGGGCUCGACGGUGUUUCUGAGGAGCCACUACCAAAAUGAUCUUACUUUAUGUCACGGCACUUAGUCACAACCACAGAAGUUCGAGAAAACAUACUCUCAGUUGAUUAUGGGGGAGGACCAGCCUCGAACCUGAAAGGGGGAGG
Molecule: messenger RNA, 718 nt
Organism: Hyaloscypha bicolor E
Lineage: Eukaryota; Fungi; Ascomycota; Leotiomycetes; Helotiales; Hyaloscyphaceae
Exons: 1
Coding region: 180-614 (144 amino acids)
Source: RefSeq, a predicted model, not a curated record